CGUCAGCAAGGUAGCGCACACUCACAGCUCCUUUCCGGUGUAGGCUACUGCAGCGCGCUCGAGUUCCUGGUUGAUAUUCCCUUCCGUCUACUAUGUCCUCCAGAGGCAAAGGCGAGGGGUGUCGGGUGUGUGGGGGUGACCUGCAGGGUAACCAACGGCGAUGGCUCUUUGGGGGUCAGAACAAAAAAGAUGGUCAGCCUCAGACCCCAUCAGACUCACUGGGCAGAGGAAAUCUCUCCAGGUCUUCUCAAAGCAGCCCCUGGGGUAGCACCAUGUCCCUUGGCUCCACAACGUCUCUCUCGUCCCUGUCCUCACCCGCUAAAGCAAUGGAUCUUCUCUCUGUACUGACACACAUACUAGGCCGGUCCGUACCACGGGGCAGUGGGCGGGGGGAGUUCUUGUGUGGCAAAUGCGUUUCAGUUCUAGAGCGGGUUUUCAAGUUUGACUCAGUAAUUUCCAGAGUGAGGGUCUUAUCCUCUGAGAGGCUUCAGAAGUUGACCCAGGAGAGGGACAAGGUCAGGCAGUGGGUACGCAGCGCUUACCGCCAGCGACACCCUCAGGAUUUCAGGAUGAGGAGCAGCACUAGUGAGGAGGAUGGGGAUGGAAUGGGAGACAAAGAUGGCUACAUGGAAAUGUUGAAAGAGAACAUGGCCCUGUCAGAGUAUGAGUGCUGGUCUGAGAAAUGGGACGCAUGUCCAUACUUCAGGAGAACGGGGAAAAGAUGCUCAAAGGGGAAAAAUUGUGAGGGAUGUGAUUCUUUGAGGGUGUCCGACUCCGCUUAUGAGUCCGUUUGUGGGGUUCCUCGCCGCCUGCCCUUCCAACCCUUUUCCCCCUUGGCCCUAUCGCGGGACAAGUCGCAGAGCAUGCCCCUUCAUUGGUCGAGAGUGCCGUCGCUCAGCUCUAGCCCAGCGUCAUUGGCUGGAUCCACUCUCUCCUUAAGAGGGUCCUCUCGCACUGAGUCCAUCCAAUCACUGGACUCGUUGGGUUGCCGUGAUCCAUUUGAUUUUCCAGAUGAUUUGUCACUCCUGGUCCUCAGAGAGUUGAAAGGUAUUGAAGGAAAGCCUGUCAGUUCACCACCAGGGAGUAAGAUUCCCGUUUUGGGAAAGAGGGAAGGGCGAUAUUUAGGAGAGGUAGGUGAGACAUCCUCCCCUGAGGUAACAAGGGUGCUGAAUUUUGGAGAGCGGGAGAAUGGAGGAGAGGAAGUGGAUGGAGAGACCAAUGAUGUUCUGACUGAAUUGAGGGAUGAGUUUAUUCCACUACACAGAGAGAGCACUUCAGGUCGAGUGCACCUUGCAGUCAGGCAGUUGCGAGGACAGCUUGAUCAAGCUAUGGCACGCAUCAAGACCCUAGAAACUGAGCUUGAACACGGGACCAAAACCAAACCAGAUACUAAUGUCAAUGGACCAGAGGAUUGGCUUAAGUUGCCACAGAAGGACGGGGGAAACUUCCUACUGCAUAGUUUGGGGCAUUCGCUGCACAGCAGAGACCGAGUUAUACAGGAGUGCAUGGGUCUGAUCAGGAUGAUGUCUGUGGAGGUGGGGACAGGGACAGACGUGGCUGACCGACUGACACAGGCACUCACUGACAAUCUGAAACAAACUCUCUCCGACAAUAAGCAAGCUCUGGAGACUCUGCGCUCUGAGAUGAGUGAGAAGAAGAGGAUGGAGAGUGAGCUGGAGGCACUGAAGAAGGCUGGGAGAGACCGGGAGAAAGACCUCUACACACUCAACACUGUGCUCCAAUGUAACCAGGACAUCAUCAAUGAGCUGAGAGUGGAGCUGGUCGAGAAGGAGCGAGUGCAGCGGGAGGUGCAGAAGGAGAGGGAAGUGUGGCGACAGCGGGACCAGGCCCUCACAGCAUUGCUAGAGGAGAAAGAGUCACUUCUCCUCUGCCUGAAGGAGGCGCUAGAGAGCUCUCAGAAAGACAUGCAGGCACUGUCGGACUCUGUGAUUAGCCAGGGGGUGUCAGGAGGCGGUGCUGAGGGGAGCUCUGGCCUCUCAGCUGAAGGAGAAGGAGAGCCUGGUGAGAGCCUGGCUACAGGACAGAGAGGAGCACAGCGCCACCAUGUGCCGGGAGGUCUCGAAGCUCACCGCCGCCCUGCAGGACUAUCAGGGCAUGGUGCAGGAGCAACAGCAGAAUCAUAGUCAGACGGUGUCUUCACUGUCAGAGCAACUCAACGACACACGCAACGACCUGAGGGAGAGGGGGAAGGAGAACAUGGAGGCACAGCGAGCCUGGCGGAGCGAAAAGGAGGAAAAAGAGAGGGAGGAGAGGAAAUUGAGGAAGAGCCUGGAGAAGA
Messenger RNA from Coregonus clupeaformis (lake whitefish), 2299 nucleotides. RefSeq lists its product as uncharacterized. The transcript has 10 exons. The record is from RefSeq and is a predicted model, not a curated record. NCBI's taxonomy places the organism in Eukaryota, Metazoa, Chordata, Actinopteri, Salmoniformes, Salmonidae. Bases 93 to 2144 code for a protein of 683 amino acids.